UCCUCAGCAGAGCCAGGAAUCUGGCCGGCCCCCUGGCCAGCGGCGCUUUAGGCUUCAGCCUCUGGUGCCCUUCCCAAAUCCUAAUCGUCACCGCCCACAGAAGCCAAUGAGCUCGGCCGGGCUCACGCAGAUAUACACACGAGAUUGUUUCCCCCCUUCUCUUUUCAGUCGGUUUAUAAAGCCACGGCGUCUCGAUUCCGAGCGAUUUGGAGUCUUGUCCUCUCCACGACUAGUCUAACUCUCCUCCUCCCGGGCGCACUUGGUGCAAGCGGUUCUGCUCCCCGCAGGGGCCUCCCCUCUGCUCCGGGACAGUAGGGAACCUCCGAGUUCCCGAAGCCUUGCCUCUCUGCCUGCCCUAGCCCUCGCAGAUCCCCUCUCUGUGCCUCAGUUCAGCGGCUUCCCGUGCCCCAUCUCCUCGCUCUCCGCAGCGCUUCGCAUCUUCCUUCUUUGGGCUGGCCAUGCCUACCCGCGGUUUACGGGCUGCGCUGCUGCCCUUGCUCCUGCUGCUGCUGCUGCCCCCAGUGCCCGGCGCCGCCCAGCUCUCCAGGAGCCGCUACGAGGCUGGCCCCAUGGUCUGCCCUGAGCGCUGCGACCGCGCGCGCUGCGCCCCGCCGCCGGACGACUGCGAAGGCGGCAGCGUUCCGGAUGCCUGCGGCUGCUGCCAGGUGUGCGGAGCCAAAGAGGGCGAGGCAUGCGGCGGGGGCGCAGGAGGAGAGGGCCCGUGCGGCGAAGGGCUCCAGUGCGUGGUGCCCUUCGGGGUGGCAGCUUCGGCCACAGUAAGGAGACGCGCCCAAGCCGGGCUGUGCGUCUGUGCCAGCAGCGAGCCGGUGUGCGGCAGCGACGCCAAGACCUAUGGGAACCUGUGCCAGCUGAAGGCAGCGAGCCGGCGUUCCGAGAAACUCGGGCAGCCUCCAGUUAUCGUCAUCCAACGGGGCGCCUGUGGCCAAGGGCAGGAAGAUCCCAACAGCUUGCGCCAUAAAUACAACUUUAUCGCAGAUGUUGUGGAGAAGAUUGCUCCAGCCGUAGUUCACAUCGAAUUAUUUCGCAAGUUACCUUUUUCCAAGAGGGAAAUUCCAGUGGCCAGUGGGUCUGGAUUCAUUGUGUCUGAAGAUGGCCUGAUUGUUACCAAUGCUCAUGUAGUGACCAAUAAGCAUCGGGUUAAAGUGGAGUUGAAGAAUGGGGCUACAUAUGAAGCCAAAAUCAAAGAUGUUGAUGAAAAGGCAGACAUUGCGUUAAUUAAAAUUGACUACCAGGGAAAGUUGCCAGUCCUUCUUCUUGGUAGAUCUUCAGAACUGAGGCCUGGAGAAUUUGUGGUUGCGAUUGGAAGUCCAUUUUCACUUCAAAAUACAGUAACUACUGGGAUUGUUAGUACCACCCAACGAGGAGGAAAAGAACUCGGACUGCGAAAUUCAGACAUGGACUACAUACAGACAGACGCGAUCAUCAAUUAUGGAAACUCGGGAGGCCCCUUAGUAAAUCUGGAUGGUGAAGUGAUUGGAAUUAAUACUUUGAAAGUGACUGCUGGGAUCUCCUUUGCAAUCCCAUCUGAUAAAAUUAAGAAGUUCUUAACUGAGUCUCAUGACAGACAGGCUAAAGGAAAAGCUGUCACCAAGAAGAAAUACAUUGGAAUUCGAAUGAUGUCACUUACAUCUAGUAAAGCUAAAGAGUUGAAGGAUCGUCACCGGGACUUUCCUGAUGUCCUUUCUGGAGCUUAUAUCAUAGAAGUAAUUCCAGAUACUCCAGCUGAAGCAGGAGGCCUUAAAGAAAAUGAUGUGAUAAUUAGCAUAAAUGGAAAAUCUGUGGUCUCUGCCAAUGAUGUCAGUGAUGUCAUUAAAAAAGAAAGUACCCUGAACAUGGUUGUCCGCAGAGGCAAUGAAGACAUUAUGAUCACAGUGAUUCCUGAAGAAAUUGAUCCUUAGGUAGAAACACGAGCUGGAUUCCGUGUUUUCCCUGAAGUCAUUCCCAAUCGACUGCUUAUAAUGACUCUGUGCUGGUACAGGAAACAUUAUUAAACUUUUGACCAACAUUUUGCUUGUUCAGCAGAACAGCACUGGCCAACAAAAUAACUUUUAAUAGAUUUAAGGCAAAACAAAUGUAAUGUUACAGAUACUCAGACAAUAAUUAUUUCCUUCUGUAUCUUAUAUACACAGCAUUUUCUCUUCUGCCAACUUCGUCUGUUCCUGCUUAGAGGGUCAGCAUUUGUUUCUUUCUUUCUGCUGAGUCUUCAUCUUAGCCUGACUAAUGAAAUUGGUCAACUUAACCAUUCAGAAGAGUGCCAAGUGGAUUUCAUAAUGGCACUUAGAGAGUUGGUUGGAAGCACCUCUGCAAUGGAACCAACUAUUGGAGACCGGGAGUGGGUGAAUGCUUAUGAACAGAAUUUAGGCAGCUUCCUUUCAGAAGCCAUGCCCCAUUGGGAGUACUAUGACCUUUGACUUAGAACUAUUAAAUUACUUGUACAUA
Antechinus flavipes (yellow-footed antechinus) is the source of this 2460-nucleotide messenger RNA. It is a transcript of the gene HTRA1, whose product is annotated as HtrA serine peptidase 1. Lineage: Eukaryota; Metazoa; Chordata; Mammalia; Dasyuromorphia; Dasyuridae. Gene Ontology annotation, cellular component: extracellular region. The transcript is spliced from 9 exons. Gene Ontology annotation, biological process: proteolysis; programmed cell death; positive regulation of apoptotic process. Gene Ontology annotation, molecular function: protein binding; serine-type endopeptidase activity. The record is from RefSeq and is a predicted model, not a curated record. Bases 459 to 1919 code for a protein of 486 amino acids.